AUGGACGUUCGUCUUGUCUUGUGCCUUCUCUGGGCUCUCCUAGCUAUGGCCAACGCACGUCCUUCCAGCUGUUACUACAGAUUCCCUGGGGAAAGCAGCCAUGAAGAGAGGAGAUGUAGGUUUUGGGAAGAUGCUUGCAUCGCUGUUCAGGAAGUGAACACUGUUGGGGGUGUGGUGCAGAGGGGCGUCUUCCAGUCGUGCAUCAGCAGCCUGCACAGCCUGGAGGGCAACCUGGACUUUGAGUUUGCGGAAGGCGUCUACGUGAGGGUCCAUUCCAAGAUCUGCAGAGAGACCAACUGCAACAUGGAGGAGAUAAAGGAACGCUCCAGACUCAGCGUCAUGCCCAAUGGAAGACAGUGCCCGUCGUGCUAUGUCGUGGGAUCCCACCGCUGCCUCCAGAACGACAUCCUGCACUGCCGGGGGGCUGCCAACCAGUGCGUCGACGUUGUUGGGUCGCUGUCAGAGAAUGACGCCGACCUCCCUUUCGCAGGAAGAGGAUGCGCCACCAAGGAUGUGGCCAAGAUCAAAGCCGGGAUGGGCCUGAUGUCGGGUUUAUACAUCUAUCAAAUCAAGAGUAUCCAGUUAAGCCCAGCCCCCAGGGUGGAGAACGUGACCAACUUCUGA
This is a messenger RNA of Gopherus evgoodei (Goodes thornscrub tortoise), 624 nucleotides long. RefSeq names its product phospholipase A2 inhibitor and Ly6/PLAUR domain-containing protein-like. The record is from RefSeq and is a predicted model, not a curated record. Lineage: Eukaryota; Metazoa; Chordata; Testudines; Testudinidae. The coding region runs from base 1 to 624 and encodes 207 amino acids. The transcript is spliced from 5 exons.